AUGCGAUUAACAACACUGCUCCAAAAAGUCGGCGAUGUGUCGAAAAAGUUCUCCAACUUUCCCGAUUCGUACGUGAAACGAGCGAUGGAACAGGUAUAUUGGAAAACGCCUCGCGGUAAACCGCAGUAUUUGCCCCGUACAGUCGAGCGGAAAAAGUUCCGGUUCACCACAAAUCGACCGUGGACAGGACAGUUCCGGCAGCAGAACAUGCCCGGCACCAUCCGCAAAAAGGUGUUCGUUGAACCGAUCGCUACCUGGAGCUUUUUCCGUGGCGAUCGCGUCGAGGUGCUGGUUGGCAAGGAUAAGGGCAAACAGGGCAUCGUUAGCCAGGUGAUACAGGAGCGCAAUUGGGUGAUUGUGAGCGGGCUCAAUUGCCAUCUGCGGAAGGUGGCCGACGAGAAGGAGUAUCCGGGUAUAAUGAUCAAAUCGGAAAGUCCGCUGCUCGUCACCAACCAGGUGCAGCUGGUCGAUCCGUCCGAUUUGCAGGCGACUGCGAUCGAGUGGCGCUACACGGAGGAUGGCGAAAAGGUACGGGUGUCCACGCGCAGCGGUCGCAUUAUUCCGAUCCCGAAGAUGAACGAGGAAACGAACGAUUACAAAUCGAAGAGCACGUACAUUGAGCGAGAAAAGGAUACACCGGCCGACGUGGUGAAGGAAAUCUCAUUCCAGCCAGCACUGUGCACCUUCGAGAUGGACAUUAUGCAGCGGCAUGGCAUUGAGGAGGACCGUGUGCCACACAAAACGUACUGGUACUAA
Molecule: messenger RNA, 756 nt
Organism: Anopheles marshallii
Lineage: Eukaryota; Metazoa; Arthropoda; Insecta; Diptera; Culicidae
Gene: mRpL24
Product: probable 39S ribosomal protein L24, mitochondrial
Exons: 2
Coding region: 1-756 (251 amino acids)
Biological process (GO): translation
Cellular component (GO): ribosome; mitochondrion
Molecular function (GO): RNA binding; structural constituent of ribosome
Source: RefSeq, a predicted model, not a curated record